This is a messenger RNA of Myxocyprinus asiaticus (Chinese sucker), 3060 nucleotides long. Its product is annotated as protein QNR-71-like. Gene Ontology annotation, biological process: cell adhesion. The record is from RefSeq and is a predicted model, not a curated record. Gene Ontology annotation, molecular function: integrin binding. The transcript has 12 exons. The coding region runs from base 142 to 2046 and encodes 634 amino acids. Lineage: Eukaryota; Metazoa; Chordata; Actinopteri; Cypriniformes; Catostomidae.
CAUUAGAGCUCGAGCGAGUGAGGGGAAAAGGUGAGUUCAAGGGGUCUGCGAGCAGCUGGAGCGGCGUCGGGGAAAUACAAGGAAGAACGUUCUUGUAAACCGGACAAAACUUUAUUUUGUAUUUUCUCCCAAAGAGCCAACAUGGUGCAUUUGGAAAUGAUAUUUGUGCUGGCUUGGGCAUUGUUCGUUCCUGUAACGAGCAGCAAAAAAACUUAUGGUGACAUGUUCCCACACAAACACAAGUUCCCUUUUCCAUUCCCAAUCCCUGGAUGGCAACCGGACACUAACCCUUGGAACGAAAAUCUAUACCCUCCCUUCAAACAAGAGCUGACGCGCAGACAUGAUAAACCUCCGAGGGUGCGCCUCACGAGCGACAGUCCUGCAAUGAACGGCUCGUGCAUCUCAUUCACCGCAGCGCUGGAGUUCCAGCCAUGCCAGAAAGAGGACGCCAACGGCAACCUGGUGAAUGACGAGCACUGUGACGACGCCAAUGGACAGGUGCGUUCAGGGUACGUGUCUAACUGGACAUCCUGGUUGGAUGACUAUGGCUUUGGCAAGUGUACAGAUCUGAAAAGGUGCAAUGUUUUUCCUGAUGGAAAACCUUUUCCCCAGACCAGUGACUGGAGACGUAGAGGUUAUGUCUAUGUGUGGCACACUAUGGGCCAGUAUUUCGAGACAUGUGAUGGCUCCUCGUCCCAUCUGACUCUGAACACCACUAACAUGACGUUCGGAGCAGGCGUAAUGGAGGUGAUGGUGUAUCGUAAACGUGAGCGCAGAAAGUACAGCCCACUCUCUACAGACAGUACCGUGUUCUUCAUAACAGAUAAGAUUCCACUCUCUGUGAACAUUUCCCAGAAGGAAGCCGCCGACAUAACUGACAAAAAUGUCUUUGUCAGAGGGUCUGAUGUGACAUUCAAAGUACAGAUCCACGACCCCAGUAACUACCUAAAGACAGCUGAUGCAGUAGACUUUAUUUGGGACUUUCGGGAUGGCAACCACUUGGUCACCCACAGCAAUGUGGCUACCCAUGCUUACAGCACGCUUGGAAAUGUUUCUGUCAAGCUCCUGGUAGAAGCAGCGUUCCUCAUUCCCUGCCCACCACCAGCUCCCACACCAAUGCACUUUACACAGGCUCCUACCACAGCAAUGCCUACGCUACUACCUGUCACCCAGGUGAUCACUAGCAAAAUGGAGACCACCAAAGUUAUGAUUGUCACCAGUCCUUCGCCAACAACCAUCCAACAUGUUCCCACAAGUGCCGUUCCAACAACAGAACCAUUCCAAACAGAUGCAGAGGUGACCUCUAAUAUUACAUCAACUCCUGUACCUGAAACCAGCUCAGCCUAUAAACAGCCCACCUCACCACCCAUGAUCAAACACAGACACUUCAAGGAGUCUGACUGUUUCCGCUAUAUGUAUGGCUCCUUUGAAGAUGAGAUCAUCAUCAUUGAACCUCCUCCAACUCUGUACAGCCCACCACCCAAUCAGAUUUUAAAGGUGUCAGCCGCUAAAGUGACCAACACAUCUGUGAACUUUGUUGUGACAUGCCUGGGCAGCAUCCCUCCCUUCCUCAGUGUUCCCUCAGUGGCCUGUACUAUAGUGUCUGACUCUACCUGUCGGGAGGUCCAGAACAUCAUCUGUGAGGAUGUGGCCCCUUUAGGCGAAGGUUGCAAGAUCGAGUUGAAACGCAUCUUCCAAACGCCUGGCACCUACUGUAUCAACAUCACACUGGGAGUGCCCGGUGGCUUGGCUCUCGCCACAACCACAUCUAUAAUAAUUGGCAACAGCCCAAACAAGAACCCCUCUAAAUCAUCACAUGUUGCCAAGGUAGUUCUAUCUUCCAGCGCUGUGCUUAUAGCAAUCUUUGCUUUCAUUGCCUUCAUGGUGUACAAGCAAUGUAAGGUGUAUCGUCCGGUGAGGCGAUCUAUGCUUGAUGAUGCUGAGAGAAAUGCUUGGGUUGGAAGUUGGCGUUUAAACAAGCUUAGAGCAACACUGUUCCCAGCCAAUGAGGAGAGAAGCCAUUUAUUGACAGAGAAGCCAUUAUAGACUGAUCUGAGCUGUUGUAGCAGUCCAUGCAGUUACUCUUUACUUAACAUAUCAGUUAAGCUGCAGUCUAUGAGAAAAACUUGAGAAAACUGUGAUCUCAUAAGAUAAAACUGUUUUCAGCAAGAUUACACUGGCAUCUUCUCUAAAUUUAGCUAGAAUAACAAUUUUAAUGUUAUCAAAGUAUUUUAGUUACAGUAGAGGCAAACGUUAGACAUUUUUUAAUGGCAGAUUUGGGAUGAGUUAAAAUAGCAGAUCUUUUGGGUUAAAAUCUUUUAUAUACAUUUUUGGAAAAGUUGAAUAAUUAUCUAAAAUGACUAAACCUUCACAAACUAACUGACCCAUAACCCUUUACAGAAGUGUAUAUGUCAACUGCACAACAAGCACUUGCUAUAUACUGUAAGAAUUAACAUAUUAACACUGUUGUCAUACAUUAUGCAAGGCAACAGAAGAAAAGCAGCUUUGCACAUCUCAUUGUCAAUAGCUCCGUCUUUAAAUUUUAAUAAACACUACAAAUUAUGUAAGUUCUGAAAUGUUGAACAUUGAAAAUUCUAAUAACUAUAGACAGUUUUGGCCCUUUUUGAAUAAAAUGUUAUUUGAUUUGAUGUAAGUGAUACAUCAUGUGGGAAACAGGAAAAAGCAAAUAUUGUAAUUAUGGGAAUUAUCACAUUAGUUAAUGCUCUAAGAAAAUAAGAUUGGUUUGAAUGAUAUAUUCUUAAAAAAGAUACUACAUUUGAGGACUGAAUAGAUGCACUUUUUGUGGAUAUGUUUCUUACAGCUGAUUGUUAUUAAGGGAUUGUUUUAUAAGAAAUCACUUUACUAGCAGAUUUUCAAGAAUUAAUUAGGCUGGGCAAUUUGUAUUAUUGAUAGGUUACGCAUAGCCAUGCAUGGAUAUUGAAAAUUAUUAACAGUGUUGACAGCACUUAAUAUAUAUAUAUAUUUAGCUAAUCUUUUCUUAUUAUAAAUUGUAACUUCUGUGACAUACACAAACAUCUAAUAAACUUCUGAUAUCUGUUA